GGCAGGCAGCAUGGGCUGGAGUGCCCGGGCUCCACACUCACUAAUGUGCUCCUCGGGUGGACGCUCUUCUCCUUGUCACCAUGAGACGGAAAAACGCAUGAAGUGUGGGUCGCAGCCCUGAUAAAUGGAACCAAGCCGGUGGUGGCCAGAGGGCGGCGAGGUGCCAGGCCCGACCUUUGCUGAUGGCGAGCUCCUCCCCAGGGACCCCGGCUUCUUUCCCGAGGACGAGGAGGAGGCUAUGACACUGGCCCCACCAGAGGGCCCCCCAGAGUCAGACAUGGACAGCCCCAUGGAGAGUACCCAGAGCCUGGAGGGGUCAGUUACCGAGGAGAAGGACGGAGGGCUUGGGGCCCUCUUCCUGCCGGAGGACAAGUCCUCGGGCCACACUCCGUCCAUGACCACGUCAGACCUCUCCACACACUCCACCACCUCGCUCAUCAGCAACGAGGAGCAGUUUGAAGACUAUGGGGAGGGGGACGACGUGGACUGUGCCCCCAGCAGCCCCUGCCCCGACGACGAGACCAGGACCAACGUCUACUCGGACCUGGGAUCUUCAGUGUCUUCCAGUGCGGGGCAGACUCCUAGGAAAAUGCGGCACACCUACAACAGUGAAUUGCUGGAUGUUUACUGCUCUCAGUGUUGCAAGAAAAUCAACCUGCUGAAUGACUUGGAAGCCCGACUGAAAAACUUGAAGGCCAACAGCCCCAACCGGAAGAUCUCUAGCACAGCCUUCGGACGGCAGCUCAUGCAUAGCAGCAACUUCAGUAGCAGUGACGGCAGCACCGAGGAUCUGUUCCGGGACAGCAUUGACUCCUGUGACAACGACAUCACGGAGAAGGUGAGCUUCCUGGAAAAAAAGGUGACUGAACUGGAAAAUGACAGCCUGACCAAUGGGGACCUGAAAAGCAAGCUAAAGCAGGAAAACACGCAGCUGGUGCACAGGGUGCACGAGCUGGAGGAGAUGGUGAAAGAUCAGGAGACCAUGGCCGAGCAGGCCCUGGAGGAGGAGGCGCGGCGGCACCGUGAGGCCUACAGCAAGCUAGAGAGAGAGAAGAGCACGGAGAUCGAGCUGCUCAACACCAGGGUGCAGCAACUAGAGGAGGAAAAUGCCGAGCUCAGAACAACAGUGACCCGGCUCAAGGCGCAGACAGAGAAGCUGGAUGAGGAGCGGCAGCGCAUGUCUGACCGGCUGGAGGACACGAGCCUGCGGCUCAAGGAUGAGACGGACCUGUACAAGCGCAUGAUGGACAAGCUGCGGCAGAACCGCCUAGAGUUCCAGAGGGAACGGGAGGCGACGCAGGAGCUCAUCGAGGACUUGCGGAAGGAGCUAGAGCACCUGCAGAUGUACAAGCUGGACUGCGAGCGGCCAGGCAGGGGUCGCAGCUCGUCCUCUAGCCUGGGCGAGUUCAGCGCCAGGGCCCGCGAGGUGGAGCUGGAGCAUGAGGUCAAGCGGCUCAAGCAGGAGAAUCAUAAGCUGCGGGACCAGAAUGAUGACUUGAAUGGACAGAUCUUGAGCCUCAGCCUCUAUGAAGCAAAGAGCCUCUUUGCCACCCAGACCAAAGCCCAGUCCCUGGCUGCAGAGAUAGACACAGCCUCUCGCGAUGAGCUCAUGGAAGCCCUGAAGGAGCAGGAGGAGAUCAACUUCCGGCUGAGGCAGUACAUGGACAAGAUAAUCCUUGCCAUCCUGGACCACAACCCCUCCAUCCUUGAGAUCAAACACUGA
Messenger RNA from Callorhinus ursinus (northern fur seal), 1723 nucleotides. The record is from RefSeq and is a predicted model, not a curated record. Lineage: Eukaryota; Metazoa; Chordata; Mammalia; Carnivora; Otariidae.